Molecule: messenger RNA, 1227 nt
Organism: Diceros bicornis minor
Lineage: Eukaryota; Metazoa; Chordata; Mammalia; Perissodactyla; Rhinocerotidae
Gene: PKIG
Product: cAMP-dependent protein kinase inhibitor gamma
Exons: 6
Coding region: 335-565 (76 amino acids)
Biological process (GO): negative regulation of cAMP-dependent protein kinase activity
Cellular component (GO): nucleus; cytoplasm
Molecular function (GO): cAMP-dependent protein kinase inhibitor activity
Source: RefSeq, a predicted model, not a curated record
GGUACCCGGCUUCAUAACCACCACUCUACUGUUUCUUCCUCUGCUUCAGAUGAUGGUGUCUCCAGCUCAUAGAGGAUUCAAUUGUUAGAAGUCCAGUGAACUCUGCUAUAACAUAUGGAUGAUCUUGGAAUAUGGCCAGAAUGUAAUGGAUGCUGAAGAUACUUGGAAGAUCAGUCUUUCCUGGAGAAGAAGGGAGCAUUGCUGGGCACUGGACACUACAACUGCUUCUGCCCCAGAACCGAAUUUCCACAUUGAUUAGUCAACAGUGGAAAAUCUGAAGAGAUGCGAGCAGGAAAAAGAAACUAAGACAGGCCUGAAGAGCGAUGCACCAGGCAUGAUGGAGGUUGAGUCCUCCUACUCGGACUUCAUCUCCUGUGACCGGACGGGCCGUCGGAACGCGGUCCCUGACAUCCAGGGAGACUCUGAGGCUGUGAGCGUGAGGAAGCUGGCUGGAGACAUGGGCGAGCUGGCAAUCGAGGGGGCAGAAGGACAGGCAGAGGCGGGCGCCCCAGACAAGGAAGCUAGCAACCAGCCUGCGAGCAGCGACGGGACCACCUCGUCUUGAGUCUGACCUUGCCCAGGGAAGCUGGACGAGACACCUGCUGCGGAUGGGGAGCCCUGGCACUGGCCCGGCAGCCUCUUCUCUGAGCUCUGUGUCCCCGGCAAACCAGCCCAGACUGAAAGGCACUCCCGGGGCCGUUGUGGCCCCUACCCUGGGAAGGCCCUCUGCCCGCACCCACAGGCUCCACGCUCCACCAUCUCCUCACCAUGGCCUGAUACACUUUCAAGACGGUAACCACAGGCUGUUCUUUAUUCAGCGGGCACGGGGACUCAGGGGCUGGGCCCUGCCCACCUGGGUAAGCAGCCCACCCGAGAACGCUCCUCUCACAGGCGUCCUGGGCAGGGACCACGUCCCAGCUCUGCCCCCUCUUCAACCCUAACCGUCUGGGUCAAGACCUUCUUAUCCUUUUUUUAAAAAACACUUUUAAACUUUUUAAAAACUUUAAACUUUUUUUCAGCAGAGAGGGAGCUGACAAUUCACUUUUUUUUUUGGAAACCAUGGUAAGCUAAACUCUUUGACCAUCUAUGCAGCUCUGAGGUUCCCUCAUGGAGCUUCACAGAUCAUUUUUAGGGAAGGGAUUUUGUGCUCAAAACUAUCAACUCUUUGCCCUUUCUACCAAGAUAAGUGACACCUAGGACCCAGGAAAUAAAUGCUGAUGAUUUGUG